AUGGUCAAAAUCUUCGCCCUCGCCGCCGCCUCCAUUGCCCUCGUGGGCCAGGUCGCCGCUCAGGGCCCUCCGGUUGGCCCAACUUGCACCCCGGGCCAGAUCUAUUGCGGUUUCCGUCUCCUUGACGGUGUUUCCGGCCCAUUCUGGCGACCUCGUAUCCAGGCCAUCCGCCCUCCUGUCACGAACCCUGACGACUCCACUUUCCUCUGCGUUACGCCGACCACUGUCGAGUUCAUCCAGCUGUGCACCGCCCUGCCGGGUAACCAGCGGUGCCAGCCCACCAGCAACAAUGCCUGCACCGACCCUUUCGAUGACUGCUGUGGUCCUUCCUAG
Messenger RNA from Pyricularia oryzae 70-15, 333 nucleotides. RefSeq lists its product as uncharacterized. Bases 1 to 333 code for a protein of 110 amino acids. The transcript is spliced from 2 exons. Lineage: Eukaryota; Fungi; Ascomycota; Sordariomycetes; Magnaporthales; Pyriculariaceae. The record is from RefSeq and is a predicted model, not a curated record.